AUGUCUUCUAAGAAAAAACUUUGUGCUUCAUACAAGCUUAUGGGUCAUAGUUGUAAAUCCAGUGUCCUUUGUUCUUUGUAUAAGAAACGAAAUACACUUUAUAUCCCUCAGAAAAGAACAAAUGAGAAUAUUUCAAUUGAAGAAGAAUUUCCUGCAGAGAGUAGUAGAUCUGCUUCACCAAAAGUAAGAAUAGAUCCAGCUGAAGAGCAACAAAUAAUUGUGGACACAGUUGUUGAUCCAACUAUUAUCCUUGCUGAAGAACCUACUAAGAAGGACACUGAUUUGUCUAUCCACAGAUCGAAAUUUAAUAUGAGCUGUGGCAAGGGAAAAUAUGUUCUUCCUUUUCUUGAGCUAAUACCACCUGGAAUUUCCGAGCUUCUAAAUUACAGGACAUCCAAUGGGAAAUAUUUUCUCAAUAAAAUCAGAGGCUACAACAGCACCUUAAGCUUCAUAUUGCUGGGAGCUAAAAUUGACAACUCUGUGGCAAAUAACCAAGGCGGUGUGUACUGCUUCAGAAUACAUGGCAUUAUAUGUCACAGAAUUGGGUCUAUUUGUCCAUCAAGAGCCCAAGAUAUUGAUCACCCUCAACUUGCUCAAGUAUACAUAUAUGAAGCAGCAUCGCAAGCCCAGCACCAUUGCCAUCAUGCUCCAUACUUGAAAGCAGAUAUUCUGGAGAAAAUUCAAUCGAUUCUCAUAGAGACAAAUCCUUUUGUUUCUCUGUUCAGAUCAAUGGAUCAAGUAUUACAGGAGAAUGGACAUGUAGAAGAUGUUGCUAUAUGCUUAGUUACUGAAGGUCCCCAAGAUUAA
Phycomyces blakesleeanus NRRL 1555(-) is the source of this 807-nucleotide messenger RNA. RefSeq lists its product as hypothetical. NCBI's taxonomy places the organism in Eukaryota, Fungi, Mucoromycota, Mucoromycetes, Mucorales, Phycomycetaceae. The transcript is spliced from 3 exons. Bases 1 to 807 code for a protein of 268 amino acids. The record is from RefSeq and is a predicted model, not a curated record.